Messenger RNA from Closterium sp. Naga37s-1, 798 nucleotides. NCBI's taxonomy places the organism in Eukaryota, Viridiplantae, Streptophyta, Zygnematophyceae, Desmidiales, Closteriaceae. The record is from the annotation of a GenBank genome assembly.
AUGUGGCACGGCACGGUGCGUGCGUGCAUGCGUGCAGAGGUGUACUCGGACAAGAAGGAGACGUUUGAGCGCGAGGCCGCCGGGUACGAGGCCAUCCUCAGGGCGCGCCAGGGGCUGCUGGGGGGCGACCAGGGGGAGGGGAGCAAGGGGGAUGGGGGCAAAGGCGGGGAGGAGAGAGGGAGUGGGGAGAAAGGAGGUGCGGGGAUGGACAUGUUUGGCGAUGAGGAGGACGAGGGCGGGGGUGGUGCAGGGGCCGAUGGUAAAGGGGAAGGGGGGGAGAAGGAAGUCCAUCACCUGAACCCGCCCAUCGCCCUCGUUUCCCUCCACCACACCCGUUCCUUUGGAAACCCCCCUUCCCUCCCCAUGUCCCUCGCUCCUACUGACUUCUCCUCCAAAGAAAUCUCUCCCACCCGUCCUGCAACUCACCCUCCUCCCCCCAGCUACUACUUCAACAAGGAGCAGGGGUAUUACUACGACUCUUCCUCUGGCCUCUUCUGCAGUGCUGCCGACGGCACAUGGUACCGCUUCAACGAUGCCACAGGCGAGUACGAGGCGCUGCCAGGUGAUGCCUCGCAGGGGGGUGCAUCAGGCGGCGGUGGUGGUAAGGAAGCGGGAGGGGAGGAGGCAGAUGCGGGCAAGGCAGGUGGUGAAGCGGCAGGUGGUGAUGCAGCCGGUACAAAGGCAGAGGGAGGGGCUAUGGCAGGUGAGGGGCGAGCACAUGAAGGUGGCGCACACACAGAGCAGGGGGCAGCAACUGCCGCCGCUGCCGCUGCCGCUGCUGCUGCUGGGGACGGAUAG